This is a messenger RNA of Dothidotthia symphoricarpi CBS 119687, 600 nucleotides long. Its product is annotated as NADH dehydrogenase, alpha subcomplex, subunit 2. The transcript is spliced from 3 exons. NCBI's taxonomy places the organism in Eukaryota, Fungi, Ascomycota, Dothideomycetes, Pleosporales, Dothidotthiaceae. Bases 287 to 571 code for a protein of 94 amino acids. The record is from RefSeq and is a predicted model, not a curated record.
GCGGGCGCCGGGGCGGAAGGACAUUAUGAUGGUUGGUGACGUGUGGGGAGAGGGACGAUUGCGGUGACUGGGCGUGACUUUGUCGUUUGUGAAGUCGGUGUCGCCAAUCUCACGAGCACAGAGAUAUCGGAAUUACGGUCUUGUUUUCCCCGUUGCGCUUUACCGCUUUGGGGGAGGCGUGAUCAUUGAGCUUGAGGAACGGAACAUCGUCAACGUCGACAACGAUUGGUGGUGAUUGACGACGACACACCAAUUGAGACCCUCACUCGGCCCCUCUACACUCACCAUGGCGUCCAAAUAUGCCUUUUCCUCGGGCCUGAAGGAGCUGAGGUUCCUGUUCUGUCAGUCGAGCGAGCACAGCGCUGCGACAAGAAACUUCCUCUCGAGCACCUACCCUACCAUGAAGCAGCAAAACCCCAACACCCCGAUUCUGAUCCGGGAAGCCAGCGGCAUCGAGCCCAAGGUCUACGCGCGCUUUGAUUUUGGAAAAGAGAAGUCGCUCUCCUUGAAGGGCAUGGACAACAAGAGCAUCGAAAGUGAGGUCACACGGCUUGCUCAAUCCAAGAUAUAAUUCCUGUCGAUUGUGGGCAGUAAUGAUUU